Molecule: messenger RNA, 591 nt
Organism: Gryllus bimaculatus (two-spotted cricket)
Lineage: Eukaryota; Metazoa; Arthropoda; Insecta; Orthoptera; Gryllidae
Source: the annotation of a GenBank genome assembly
ACAUCUGACUGGGAAAAGCUCUUUGAAAAGGGCUCCAUUGUGAUCGUCCUGCACAGAAAGAAUAUUUAAAUAACGGAGCUGAGAAAUACGAAUCAAAACACAUAUGCUCUGAAUAAGAAUGAUAUCUGCUUGACGUAAGUUGUGGGUAUAAAAACCCCGUCGAAGCUCUGAGGAUCCAGUUCGUGUGCAGGAACCGAAGAAAGAAGACCAGCGCCCAACAACAUGGCACAGUUCAAGCUCCACAGCAACAUUAUCGUUUUGAUGAUGAUUCUCACUUUCAGCUGCGCUUGCAUGAUCAUCAACUGUCCCAGAGGAGGGAAACGCUCAGCGAUGGAAAACAACGAAAUACUUCCAAUGAGGAAUUGCGCGCGCUGCGGACCGAACAACACGGGCCACUGCUACGGCCCGUCCAUCUGCUGCGCCGAGGAGCUGGGCUGCCUGCUGGGCGGCCCCGAGGCGCAGCCGUGCGCGGCAGAGGCGCUGUCGCCAGACCCCUGCGUGGAGCCCGCGCUCGGCCCGCGCUGCUUCGGCGGGCGGGGCUUCUGCGCCACCAGCGCCCUCUGCUGCACCCAAGGUCUGCGUGAAUCGAAU